AUGGCAAGCCAUUGGUUCUUCUUCCUCUCACUCUGCCUCCUCCUCGUAGCCGUUUCUUCCAUAGAUGUGGAGCCCCCUUUAGAUUCCCCCCACCUCCAAAACCAGGCUCUAAUCUUCGGCGAAGUGUGCAUCACCAAGGACUGCUGCAAGGUGCUCCGUAGGGUUGGCGAUGAAACUUGCAUCAUCAGCUACAUGUGUGCCUCCAUUGGCUAG
Messenger RNA from Triticum turgidum subsp. durum (durum wheat), 213 nucleotides. The record is from the annotation of a GenBank genome assembly. Lineage: Eukaryota; Viridiplantae; Streptophyta; Magnoliopsida; Poales; Poaceae.